AUGCGGGGUCAUGUUCAUGUAGUCAUGUCAUGUGUCGGCACUCAGGACUUGCUUGCGACAGGACCAACAAACAGGGCGCACUGUUUGGGUGUUUAUGCGAAGAUACAUCCAAUCUUCGCCUGGCAGCCGUUUUGGUUUUGUUUUCUGGCUUUUCACCUUCUUCAUCUUGCUUGUGCGCCAAUUCCCCCUUCACCCGUUGCAUAUCCACCCCUCGUCUCCUCGUCUGUGUUGCUUUGCUGCUUGUUGCCUCCCCCUCCUCCCCUCGCCUCAUUUGCGUUCUGCAACAACAACAACACAAAGAACACAAACAAGAUGUGCCAGUUCCUCUGUGAUGGCUCACCCACCGAAGAUGAUCCGCGCAAGGACCUUCAGGAUCGUCAAUGGGAGACGUCCAUGCUCAAGGCCGGCUGCAACCAGCCGCUUGGUUGCUGCUGCGCCAUGUUCUUCCCGUGCUGCUGCGCCAUGUACCUGCGCUACAAGGCCCUGAACGAGGACAUGAGCAAGUACUCCUGCUGCCAGGGCUUCAUCUGCCCCAAGUGCAUGAACUGCGUGCCGCUGCAGGAGUCGUGCCCUUGGCUUUGCCUGUGCCUCGAGGUCAGCAUCUGUGAGGCGUGUGCCAUCUCCGCCACGCGCAUCUACGUGCAGGUGGAGCGCCAGAUCAUCACGGACCCUUGCGACAACCGCAUCAUUCGCUUCAACAACUGCAUGCAGAUUCUCUCGUGCAUCUGCAACAUCCUUGCCAUCUUCAUUGAUGGUCUGGAUGCACUUGCUAACCUGAUUGAUCUCAUUGCCGACAUCGUCUACUGCCUGACGCAAGCGUGCAUGCAGGCACAGACGUACCACGAGCUGAAGCUCCACCCCACCUCUGUGGACUAUGAAGGUGCCGGCCAGGGUGGCAAGUACAUCAACCAGCAGCCACAGGGCCAGCCCCAGCAGCCAUACCCUGGCCAGCAGGCUGCUUACCCACCACAGGGUCAACAGGGCUACCCACCACAGCAGCAAGGCUACCCACCACAGCAGCAGCAAGGCUACCCGCCACAGGGUUAUCCACCCCAGCAGCAGCAGGGCUACCCACCUGCCUACUGAGUGGAGAAGUGGGGUGCGUGCACUGCUAAAAUGGCGAGAGCGCACGCUUCCCUGCAGCAUUUCUUGCUGCUGUUGCUCUUCUUCUUGUGUUAUGUGGCUCUUGCUGGGGGACCUCUUCUUCUUCUUCUUCUUCUUUCUUCUUCAUGUGUGUGCAUGGGUUGCGUUGCUGCCAUGUUCUUCAUCCGCUUGUGUCUGCUUGUGCUUUCGUUGUCUUGUUGUGCUAUUGUCUGUGACUACCGCCCGCACACCCUCUCCCCUCUUCCUUGCUCUUCCGUGGUGUUCCGUUCGAUGAUGUCAGCCUGCGAGGCGUCUGUGCUGCGCAGUGUUACAACAACACCUUUCCGUGGUGAAGCGUUUCCUUUCUUUGAAGCAUUUCCGUCCCCAAUGACGGUGCUGGUGUGUGUCGUGGUCGUUUACAAUGGAGACUGAGAAAGGAG
This is a messenger RNA of Salpingoeca rosetta, 1523 nucleotides long. RefSeq lists its product as uncharacterized. Bases 1 to 1086 code for a protein of 361 amino acids. The record is from RefSeq and is a predicted model, not a curated record. The transcript is spliced from 7 exons. NCBI's taxonomy places the organism in Eukaryota, Choanoflagellata, Craspedida, Salpingoecidae.